Malus domestica (apple) is the source of this 951-nucleotide messenger RNA. RefSeq names its product mitogen-activated protein kinase kinase 9-like. Gene Ontology annotation, biological process: MAPK cascade; protein phosphorylation. Lineage: Eukaryota; Viridiplantae; Streptophyta; Magnoliopsida; Rosales; Rosaceae. Gene Ontology annotation, molecular function: MAP kinase kinase activity; ATP binding. The record is from RefSeq and is a predicted model, not a curated record.
AUGGCUCUCAUUCGAGGUCGGCAACUGAAGUCCUUGGCCCCUCUCUCCGUGCACGUGCACCGCCCAUGUUUCUCUCUUCCCGUCCAUCCUCCCGCACUGAUGACAGCAACCAACUACUCCUCCACUUCAAUCUCCACUGCUGAUCUCGAGACACUCGAACUCCUCGGCCAAGGUAAUGGCGGCAAGGUCUACAAGGUUCGCCACAAGCAGACUUCCAGUACCUACGCUCUCAAACUCGUCAGCAACCAUUCAGACCAUACGGUCAGGUGUAAUCUCUCCCGCGAGAUUGAGAUCCUCCGCUGCACCGACUCUUCCCACAUUGUCCGCUGUGAAGCCUUCUUUGAACAGCCCUUGGGAGACAUCAAAAUCCUCAUGGAGUUCAUGGACUCCGGCAGCCUCGAAACUUUACUCAAAGACAAUGGCACCUUCUCCGAGGCCAAGCUUGCCCACGUGGCCCGUCAAGUGCUCAGCGGCCUGAACUAUCUCCAUACCCACAACAUCGCUCACCGUGACAUCAAGCCCGCCAACAUUUUGGUGAACAGUAACAUGGAAGUUAAGAUCGCCGACUUCGGUAUCAGCAAGAUCAUGUCCUUAACCUCGGAAGGCGCCUGCAGUUCUCCUGUCGGUACUUUCGCUUACAUGAGCCCCGAAAGAUUCAACAAGGAGAACUGUGGUGGCACCUACAGUGGCUACGCCAGUGACAUAUGGAGUUUCGGCCUGACCAUCAUGGAGCUCUACGUGGGUCGCUAUCCACUCUUGCCCCCAGGCCAGAGUCCCGACUGGCCCUCCCUGAUGUUAGCCAUAUGUUUUGGAGAGCCGCCGAGCUUGCCGGAGGGCGCUUCGCAGGAAUUCAAGAGUUUUAUUGAGGCUUGCUUGCAGAAGGAAGUCGGAAAGAGGUGGACUGCCGGUCAGUUGUUGAAGCAUCCCUUCCUUUCCGAUGUUGGUUUUUGA